Messenger RNA from Aedes albopictus (Asian tiger mosquito), 5519 nucleotides. RefSeq names its product FMRFamide receptor. NCBI's taxonomy places the organism in Eukaryota, Metazoa, Arthropoda, Insecta, Diptera, Culicidae. The transcript is spliced from 6 exons. Gene Ontology annotation, cellular component: membrane. Gene Ontology annotation, biological process: G protein-coupled receptor signaling pathway. Gene Ontology annotation, molecular function: G protein-coupled receptor activity. The coding region runs from base 3698 to 5110 and encodes 470 amino acids. The record is from RefSeq and is a predicted model, not a curated record.
AGGUGGGUAUCCAUCCAUCCAUUGGCAUUGACGCCGGCUACCGAAACUGGUCAGCUGUUCCACGCUCGUAUUAUCUAAUCGCUCACUUUACCGAGGACGUCGAAAACGACGACGGUGGCGGUCGUCGUCGUCGUCGUCACUCAAGCGGGUGUUCAUCCACACUACUGUGUGUAACAGCCAUAGCCAGAGUGUUUGAGUUCAACCCGCGCGCCCGAAAAAGAGUGUGAACGAAAACAGAGAGAUCGCGUGAAAUCCAUCCAUCCGUACCUACAUCCAAAAAAAAAGUUCAGCGCGCGCGUUUGCUUGCUUGGAGGAGCUAGCUGGUCUUGGACGGGCAUCGUCGGUUGUUCCGUUCGACGCGUUGCAUUCCGCCUCAGUUCGGUGUUCGCUAAUCGAGUGAUAAGACGCGUUAUUCCGCCGUUACACUACCAAGCUAUUCGGGGUGGACCAGAAACGACGACGUGUGUGGAUGGAGAGUCCAGUGACCAGUGCGUAGUGCGACGCGAUGUUCUAGCUCCCGAGGGAAAGGUCAGGAUCAACUAUCGCCGGGGUCGUCGGCGCGCGAAAAUUCACGGUCAAUUUGGGGAUUUGGGGAGGAAUUUUCGACAGUGGGAAGAGACCACAUUGUGCGAAGUUGUUACGAACGGACGAAUUUAGGUCCUCAUCAGUCAGAAGAUCAGAAGAAGGUGUUAUAUUCGGGGGAUGCUGCUAAGUAAGUGGAUGCUGGGAGGAAAACGUGACAGUGAAUAGCGCGUGGAACUGAGGCGCGCAAACAAGUGAUGAUUGUUAUUUUCGGUUGUCCCCGCCGUGGUUUUUUUUUUCUGUGACAGCCAGCAGCUACCGGCUAUAAUAACAGCAGCGUUUGUAGUGGGUUCUGGUGAAGGAUCGACGUAGAGGACCGACGGUCACACUGUGUCGGCGCUAGUGGUCAAAUGCCUGUCUGAUUGUGUUGGUUGUGGGUAUCGAAGAAACGACCGCUGCGGGAAAAAUAAGAUCAAACGGUGCGAGUGAUUGUUGUAAAUUGUUGUUGUUUAACUGUGUUUAGUGCCCCGAGAUGAGUGGUUCUCAACUUAACAAUUGUAAAAAAAAAAUCUGCUGACUUCAUCCAAAUUAUCAACGAUAUAUGCUAUAAACCAACGUGCCCAAAUCGUUGAAUCCAGCCUUCUUCAUCCAACCAAAUUGAGAAGUACUGCUACAUCCGCCAUCCUAGAAAUCGCCGGCAAAAUGACGUUGAAAACCGGAGGGCUUCGCCUUUCGGCGUUUGUUGAAAGUGAAGGUGAAUUGGGAAAUUAAGCAAAAUAAUGCAAAUACCAGCCCAUCAGCGAUAGAGGCAUCGCACCAAAAAGAAAACGAAGCCAAAGUGAUAUCUACAGCAGAACAGUGCGAAUUAUUUCAAGAUCAACCGGUAUCGGUCGAGCCCGAGACCUCGGGAGAGGGCAAUCAAGUGUAUCGUCUCGACGAGUUUUAUUAUCGUUGGUUGUUUUCUGAGUGAUGCUGGUGAGGUUGAUAUCCGAAAAAUAAAAGUGUCCCUCGGUGUGCUUUGAAUAUGAUGCUUGAUGCGACGAAGAUGUUUUGCUGUUGGGUUUGGCCCAUUUUGUAACGAGUUCCGAAUUGGUGUGAAAUUAUUGUCUAUUUUUAUCCUCCCCGCUUUUGCCCACUAGUCAGUGGAGUGGAAGCCACUACCGUUCGUUGCGAGAGGGUGGGAAAUUGUCAGUGAAUUUUUUAUGUGAAGUGAGGGCAGUACGAAGAAGAGUACAAAAAUAAUUUAAUAAUAUCGUAUCAGCUCGGCGGCCAUCGUCAUCUUGGACAAGGGAGGGAAAAGCGAAGGAGCCGAAGCAUCCGAAUUGUGCCAGGAAAAAAAAACGCUGCUACGAGAAAAUUUCCUACUUGUAUUUGGACGGCGGUGAAGCUGUGGGAUGUGGCGGUCCGAAGUGAGCUGUUUGAUGUUGGUGGAUGAAAACGAGCAACGACCAUGAUGACCAACGAGCCGUUCCAGAUCAGCAAUUUCUUCUAAGUGCACAGAAGGCGCCACCUGGUGUUCUAUCAAACCAUUUUCCUCGGAACGACCAAAUCAUGCCCCGCUAGUGUGAUGCCAUCUCAACAGUCAGUGUGAGGUGCAAUGUCCAGCUAAAGUUCAAAUUUCCGAGAAAACGUUUACGAUAGUGAGUUAAAAUUACACCACCGCCGCGCGCCAUCACCAGUUUGUGUGGAAGCUUCUCUGGGAGGAGUUGAACACAAGUGGCGAAGAAAAAAGUGUCCAUUGUAGUUGGGAAAAGUGUCGUUUGGAUCGUCAACUUUCCAUCAGCUUGAGUGACGGACGUGCAUUCGUAGGGCACAAGUUUCCUCCACAGACGGCGAUAGGGGGGAAAAAAAAAGUUUCCGUCGAAGUUUUCUGUUGUUAAAGUCAGUGUUGAGAGGAAGAAGAAACGGAGGACAAAAAAAUCAAGUCCUUGUAAGUUACAGAUUGCAGAAAGUGAGAAUACACCAAGAAGCGCGCCAGUUGGCUGUGAAGCGACAACGAAAGAAGUUUUAUGCAAAUGAAGCAAUCCAAGCGAAGUAAGUGAGCCGCCAACGAACUGCCGAAGAAUAUCUAAAGAAUGUACACAGCAAAAAUGAUAGCCGAGUCCUGGCAAGUCUGAAUAAAAAAAAGAAGUUGUCAACAUUAAAUUAAUUAGGAUCGUCGAGGCGAGAGAAAACCCAGCACUUCCCACAUUCUAAGACAGCAGCUCCAUUCAGUGAAUUGAAAGUGGCUGAUCGCCUUCGCAGUGUAGCAGUAGUUUCGAGCUGCGACGCGUGUAGUGCGACUUAAUUACGUCUCCGAAGAGCCACCAGCUGAGCCCUCAGUCGUCGACGGACGGCGACAGCGAACAGCGCAGCUUUUAUUAAGGACCUUUGGGAGGCGCUUUGGGAACGGUACCGACUGAGGAGGACCGACCAGGGAAAUGGACCAGAAAAGAGUAUCAACACGCUGCCGCUGAGAUAAAGGGUAAUCAUCUACAAUAAGUUCAGAUCAACAGCAACAGCAAACCAUCUGAAAACAGAAGACUGUCUAAGGACAACUUCUUCACGGAUGCAACCGGAAGUGGAAACAUCUGGCUACCGCUCACUACCGGAAUGCGACCGGAUACCCUUAUGUUCGGGUGUGUCAAUUCUCAGCACGGCAAACAACGAAUGCCACCGUACUUCUACUUCUUCAUCAUUCCAUCGUUCUAUCCUUACCACUAUCGCGCGGCUGCCGCUGGUAUCAUCGCGUGGCGAACGACUUAACGGUUGACGGUUCCCCGUUCCAUCUAUUUUCCAACGUUCCUCCAAGGACACGUGUUUGAACUUCUGGUGAACCCACGACAACGCCACCACCGCCAGCAGGAUAAAAGGAAUCGUGGUAUUCAAGACUAAAAAGGCAACUGCAUAGCAGAAGGCAGUGAAAAUUCCGGAGCGUAUUUUAUCGCGAGAUUUGCUCUUGAGAUUAUGAAGAAGUAAAAAGUGGAUUUUUUUUUUAUUUGCUCCAGACCGGAGAUUGCAUUCAGCACAAGGAAAAGACGUCAUUGCUUUAAGAAUCAGUUUAACGGCAGCUUUAAUAUAGUUGUAGGGCAGGAGUGUAAAUACGCGUGGAGGCUAUAGUAGAACACGGUAGAAAAAAAGACUAAGAUUUAAGAUUUUACGGUAAUGCUAGGCUGCUAAGCUAGGUUAGGUAGGCAUGAAAAUGAACACCACAAACGUCGACUAUGACUACAGUAUAAUAAUUGAGGAUAACCACUUCUUCCUGCAUGGAUCGGCGGCAAACGGUUCGAAUGGAUCUCACCAUGAUCAAAAUAUGUCGAUGUGCUACUACGCACUGGAAAUCGAAGAAGAGCUUACGGUGUUUGAGUUUUGGGUCAGUGGUGUCCUGAUGAAUAUAAUAUCUCUGCUAGGCAUCCUCGGCAACAUUUUGUCGAUGGUGAUUCUCUCCAGGCCACAGAUGCGUUCCAGCAUCAACUAUCUACUAAUUGGUCUAGCCCGCUGUGAUACAAUAGUGAUUUUAACGUCAAUGUUGCUGUUCGGUAUCCCGGCUAUCUAUCCGUACACGGGCUAUCUCUUCUAUUACUAUUAUGUGAUACAUCCGGUCAUAUCGCCAGUAGUAUAUCCGCUGGCGAUGACAGCUCAGACCGCAAGUGUCUAUCUAACACUUACCGUUACAUUAGAACGAUACGUAGCCGUAUGUCAUCCGUUGCGAGCUCGCGCCCUCUGCACGUACGGCCGAGCUCGCAUCUACGUGAUAGGAAUUCUAAUCUUCUCGCUCCUCUACAACCUGCCUCGAUUCUGGGAGGUGUCCGUAUCGGCUUUCGACCACCCUGGCUACGAGGGAGCUUACUGCGUAAGCGCGUCCAGCCUCCGAACUCAGGAGGUCUACAUCCGAGUCUACGUCCACUGGAUGUACACGGUGUUCAUCUACCUGAUUCCCUUCACAUCGAUCUCCUUCUUCAACACGAUGAUCUACGAGCAGGUCCGCAAAGCGAACCGGGAACGUCAGCGGCUAUCCAGAUCCGAAAAGCGCGAAAUCGGCCUCGCUACCAUGCUAAUCUGCGUUGUGGUCGUAUUCCUGCUGUGCAACCUGCUCGCCAUGGUCAACAACAUCAUGGAAGCCGCCUACUCGAAGAUCAACGAUUAUCUAGUCAAAACGUCCAACCUGCUCGUCACCAUCAAUUCGUCCGUGAACUUCAUCAUCUACGUCAUCUUCGGCGAGAAGUUCAAGCGGAUUUUUCUUUUGUUAUUUUGUAAAUCGCGCCUCGGCCGGGAAUCGCCGGACGGAUUUCUCCAUGAGGACAGUUCAUUCUCUAACGGCGAAGGAAGCAAUCGAAACAGCGGUCGCUUCCAGCGAGUGGGUACAACCCGUAGCAGUUCGACCAAGAUCACCAACAGCACGCUCGGCAGCAUACGCACGACGCGGACCACGAUCCGAAGUACCCGAGCGCCAUCGCCCGGUCCGAUAGUGUACUACCCGGCGCGGGAAACGAUGCCCCGACUCCAGCCCCAUCAGCCCAUUAGCCGGAGCACGUCGAUGUUCCACCCGUGCUGGGAACGGGGCGAAAACGGCGCCAACGGGAUCAUGAUGGCCACAUCCGGGUUCUAGCCGAUGCUCAAGAUUUCCCACUCGGACGACGGUCUCGGAGGAGGGGAUCACAAAUUUUGAGCGCGAUCGACUGUAGGUUAGUGACUAUGUUGACUGUAGUUGGUAGAACAGAGAUUAUGACACUAUUAUAGCUUUAAUCAGCGCGAUACCUGAAGGUAGACAAGAAGUUAGAACAGAGGACUCAAUGUAGAAAUCCAAUUUGUUAACGGAAAGACCAAUUAUUACCGGCAUCCUAAGUGGGUGCAUGUGCUGCUAAAGGAGAUGCUAAGGAAUCAAAUAAUUGAAUUACUAUUUUUUCGUACCAGAAUGCACUGGGAACUCGAAUUCGUGUUGAAUCAGAUUAGAUGUGACGCAAAUAAAAAAUGGCGAUAAAAUUUUAGAAAAAUAAAACGAUUUAAUAAAGUUGCAA